Messenger RNA from Sarcophilus harrisii (Tasmanian devil), 3973 nucleotides. Its product is annotated as zinc finger protein 2 homolog. Gene Ontology annotation, molecular function: DNA-binding transcription factor activity, RNA polymerase II-specific; RNA polymerase II cis-regulatory region sequence-specific DNA binding. The record is from RefSeq and is a predicted model, not a curated record. The transcript is spliced from 7 exons. Bases 331 to 2772 code for a protein of 813 amino acids. Gene Ontology annotation, biological process: regulation of transcription by RNA polymerase II. NCBI's taxonomy places the organism in Eukaryota, Metazoa, Chordata, Mammalia, Dasyuromorphia, Dasyuridae.
GAGGGGCUGAGAGGGGUUAGGGGCGGAAGAGACCAGCAGGACGGGACUGGGCUUCUCUGGUCCUGCAGAGAAGCAGAGGAGAAGGCUCCACCCUCUUGGAGGUGGACAGGGCGGGGCUCUGAGGACCAGGAAGACCCUCCCAAAGGAGGUUGGCGAGAAGCCGGAAGUUUUGGAGCUGCCAUCAGGCUGCCUGUCCUUCAAGUCGUCCUCCCUUACCGGGGAGCUCCUAUUGCUUUGUCUUCUGGAAACCAGAACCGAGCGUGCAUUUCCCAGGCUUCCAGUUCUCAGAGAAGAUGUGAUCUCUUAUUUAAGCAAAGGGAAGCAAUCUGGAUGCUGGACCAAGAAGGCCUGAGGAGCUGCUCUUCAGAGCAAGAGAUCAGACUUGAAAUGAAGGACACUACUGAGGAGAUAAGCCUUUCUGUGAUAGAACCUCACAACCCAAGAAUUAUAAGUCGCUGUAACUUUACUUGGAGAGAAAUCUGUGCUACACAUGAGAAAAUCCACACUGGCAAGAAACCUUAUGAAUGUAACCAGUGUGGAAAGGGUUUUAGAAAAAGGAGAGCUCUUACUGUACAUCAGAGAAUCCACUCUAAAGAGAAACCUUUUGAGUGUAACCAGUGCGGAAAGGGUUUUAUAAAAAGACAAACUCUUACUGAACAUCAGAGAAUCCACACUGGGGAGAAACCUUAUGAAUGUAAUGAAUGUGGAAAGGCUUUUAGACAAAGGGGAACCCUUACAGUACAUCAGAGAACCCACACUGGAGAGAAACUUUAUGAAUGUAACCAGUGUGGAAAGGCUUUUAUACAAAAGGGAGAUCUUACUGUACAUCAGAGAAUCCACACUGGAGAGAAGCCUUAUGAAUGUAUCCAAUGUGGAAAGACUUUUAUAAGAAGAGUUUCUCUUAUUGUACAUCAGAAAAUCCACAGUGGGGAAAAACCUUAUGAAUGUAAUCAAUGUGGAAAGACUUUUAGUUAUAAGGGAAAUCUUACUGAACAUCAGAGAAUCCACAUUGGGGAAAAACCUUAUGAAUGUUACCAGUGUGGAAAGACUUUUAUACAAAGAGAGUCUCUUACUGAACAUCAGAGAAUCCACAGUGGGGAGAAGCCUUAUGAAUGUAACCAAUGUGGAAAGACUUUUAUACAAAGGCAAUCUCUUACUGAACAUCAGAGAAUCCACACUGGGGAGAAGCCUUAUGAAUGUAAUCAAUGUGGAAAGACUGUUAGAUAUAAGCGCAAUCUUAUUGUACAUCAGAGAAUCCACACUGGGGAAAAGCCUUACAAAUGUAAUAAAUGUGGAAAGACAUUUAGAUAUAAGCGAAAUGUUAUUGAACAUCAGAGAAUCCACACUGGGGAGAAACCUUAUGAAUGUAACCAAUGUGGAAAGGGUUUUAGGUUUAAGGGAAGUCUUAUUGGACAUCAGAUCAGCCACACUGGAGAGAAAUCUUAUGACUUGACAUUCAGGGAUGUGGCUGUGGACUUCACCCAGGAGGAAUGGGGCCUCUUGGACCCUCCUCAGAGGGAGUUGUACAAGGAGGUCAUGUUGGAGAAUGCCCGGAACCUGCUGUCUCUGGGGCUUCCAGUUUCCAGAGAAGAUAUGAUCUCUUAUUUUAAGCAAAGACAAAUACCCUGGAUGCUGGAACAAGAAGACCUGAGGACUUGCUCUCCAGAGCAAGAGAUCAGACUAGAAAUGAAGGACACUACCGAGGAGACAAACCUUUCUGUGGUAGAACCUCACAGGCCAAGAUCCAUAAGUCACUGUGACCUUACUUGGAGAGAAAUCUGUGCUAAACAUGAGAAAAUCCACACUGGGGAGAAAUCUUAUGAAUAUUACCAGCGUGGAAAGGGUUUCAGAAAAAGGGGAACCCUUACAGUACAUCAGAGAAUCCACACUGAAGAAAAACCUUAUGAGUGUAACCAGUGUGGAAAGGGUUUUACUGAAAGGAAAGCUCUUCAUGUACAUCAGGAAAUCCACACUGUGAGGAAACCUUAUGGAUGUAACCAGUGUGGAAAGACUUUCAGCAGUAAGGGAUAUUUUACUGUACAUCUGAGAAUUCAUACUGGAGAGAAACCUUUUGAAUGUAACCUAUGUGGAAAGGCUUUUACUGAAAGGAAAGUUCUUAAUGUACAUCAGAAAAUCCACACUGGAGAGAAACCUUAUGAAUGUAACCAAUGUGGAAAGGGUUUUACAGAAAGGAACGUUCUUACUGAACAUCAGAGAAUCCACACUGGGGAGAAACCUUAUGAAUGUAACCAUUGUGGAAAGACUUUUAGGCAAAAGUCACAUCUUACUAGACAUCAGAGAAUCCACACUGGAGAGAAACCUUAUGAAUGUAACCAAUGUGGGAAGGCUUUUAGGCAUAAGGAAGCUCUCACUGUACAUCAUAGAUUCCACAAAGGUGAGAAACCUUAUCAGUGUAACUUGUGUGGAAAGGCUUUUAGCAAAAAGACAAGUCUUACUGGACAUCAGAGAAUCCACACUGGAGAGAAACCUUAUGAAUGUAAGCAAUGUGGAAAGGGUUUUAUACAAAGGGAAUCUCUUAAUAGACAUCAGAGAAUCCACACUGGAGAAAAACCUUAUGAAUGUAAGCAGUGUGGAAAGGGUUUUAUAAAAAGAUAUUCUCUUACUGAACACCAGAGAAUUCACAGUGCAGAGAAACCUUAUGAAUGUAACCAAUGUGGAAAGACAUUUAUACAAAGGGAAUCUCUUACUGAUCAUCAGAGAAUCCACACUGGAGAGAAACCUUAUGAAUGUAACCAAUGUGGAGAGACUUAGAUUUAAGGGAAGUGGACAUCAGACAAGCCACACUGGAGAGAAAUAUUAUACAAUCCAUGCUGGGAGAAAGCUUAUGAAUGUAACCAAUGUGAAGAGACUUUUAGAUUUAAGGGAAGUUUUACUGGACAUCAGAGAAGCCAAGCUGGGGAGAAAUCUUAUGAAUGUAACCAUUGUGGAAAGACUUUUAGAUAUAAGCAAAGUCUUACUGGACAUCAGAGAAGCCACACUGGAGAGAAAUCUUAUGUAAGUAAUGAAAAUAGAAAGGCUUUUGGAAAAAAAAUCUGAUUGGUUCUUGCCAGAUUUGUGAGAUAAAGUAAAGGUAUUAAAAUAAGGAGGAAAAGGAAUUCAGGAGAACAUUGGAAGUGAUCAGUCUACAGAAGUCAGUCAGUUCUUGUGUAUGAGAAGGUCUUUCUCCUCCUGACUUGUAGGGUUUUGUGCUUAUGAAUUAAAUUGUUCAAUAUAACUGCUACUGGCUUUGGAGUCAGAAGCCAUGGGUUUGUUUUUGUUUGUUUUUCUGUCGGUGAUCUCUGAAUUCUUUCCCUUAUAAUUUCAGUUUUUCUCUAUUUAGAAGUUCUGACCAGUUCUCUUGGGUUGUUUUCUUCAUCCUUGUGUCCAUUUUCCUUUCAGUUAUGUCUUUCUGGAAGAUCCAUGAUACUUAGGGUGUCUACGUGCUUGUUGUCUUUGAAUUCAAUGUACUUUAUUUUAGGAAGGGACCAAAUUCUUUUGAAUACUUUUGUUUUUUACUUCACUUCUCCUAGGCUGAGUAUUUGCUUCUCUCAUUAUUGUGUCCUUUAUUUUUUUCUUUUGGGGAGGGUUGCCAUGACAGAUUCUAGGAUUUCUGUUCUCUUAGCCUGGCAGUUAACAAAAGAAAACAUAAAAAUUUUUUUCUCCCAUAGUAUGCUAUAAAUACUUUUUUGAAAAUUAAAUAAAUGUGGUAAUGACAAAAAGAACUGACCCUGACAAUCAAAAAUUUUUUGAGCUUUGAGCAAAUCGCUUUUUUGUGUUUCCAUUUCCUCCUGCAAAUUGAAGACUUUUGGAUUUUAUAUUUUUUAAAGUUUUUAUUUUCAAAUUAUAUGUAUAGUUUUCAACAUUCAUCUUUGCAAAACCUUGUGUUUCAAUUUUUUUUCUCUCUCCUUUUUCCCCACCCAUUCCCUUAGAUUGCAAGUAGUCCAACAUAUGUUAAACAUACAGUUCUUCUAUA